Colletotrichum truncatum is the source of this 1422-nucleotide messenger RNA. RefSeq names its product major facilitator superfamily transporter. Lineage: Eukaryota; Fungi; Ascomycota; Sordariomycetes; Glomerellales; Glomerellaceae. Gene Ontology annotation, molecular function: transmembrane transporter activity. The record is from RefSeq and is a predicted model, not a curated record. Gene Ontology annotation, biological process: transmembrane transport.
AUGCGCCGCCCAUGGUCCUUUGCAGUUGCUAGGCCCGACAAGCGCCCACCAGCAUCCAAGUCCUCCGAACAGACUCCACUUCUUCAAGACUAUCAAAGUACAACAGUUUCGAAGGAAUCUCAUGCGAGUUCUUGGGCUUCUUUGCCCAACAAAGGGCGACUUGCCGUCAUUGUCUUUGCCCGGUUAGCAGAGCCAUUGAGUGAGCGUUCUUUGACAUCAUAUCUUUUCUUCCAAUUACAAUGGUUCAAUCCGGACCUCGAUCCUUCCGAGAUUCCAAAGCAAGCUGGUUACCUUACUGCUGUUUUUGCAGCUGCGCAGUGCAUCACAUCCAUCUGGUGGGGUCAUGCUGCAGACAACCCUCAACUGGGCCGCAAACGGGUUUUGUUGAUUGGGCUCACUGGCUCAGCGAUGUCUGCUUUGGGGAUGGGCUUCUCACGGUCUCUAGCGGCCGCAUUCUUCUUUCGAUUUUGUGCUGGAGCCCUUAACGGGAAUGUUGGUGUGCUUCGCACAAUGGUUUCUGAAAUUGUUGUCAAUAAACGACACCAAUCUCGAGCCUUUCUUCUCCUGCCGAUGUGCUUCAAUGUCGGUGUCAUCAUAGGGCCACUUCUGAGUGGUUUUCUAGCUGACCCCGUCCAUACGCUGCCGGGCACUUUUGGACCAGGCACCUUUUUUGGCGGCGCCGAUGGCGUUCGAUGGCUUCAAACCUUCCCAUUCGCCCCCCCAAACUUACUAUGUGCUGUCAUAUUGGCCACGGCAGCGUUGAGUAUUAUAGUUGGAUUAGAUGAGACUCACCCCCAACUACGACAUAAAUCAGAUAUCGGACGCAAAUUCGGCAAGCAUAUGACACAAAAAGUUCUGAAGCUUUGGUCGCCGGACCACCAAUACGACCAACUACCUAGCCAGGCUCCCGCAGUACCAAUUGGUCCGUUUCUGGACGAGGAGGCGGAAGCAACCCCCAUCAUUCUUAAAGAAAGAACAAGAGUUCCAUUCCGGAAGGUUUUUACUAGAGCUGUCUGUCUGAACAUGCUACAGCGCUUCCUCCAGUCUCUGCAUGUUUCAGCCUUCAACUCGAUCUUGUUCAGUCUUCUGCCCACUCCCAGGGCCGAUAAUAAUAGCGCCCAUUUACCGUUUAGAUUCAGUGGUGGCCUUGGCCUCUCCAGUAAGAAAAUUGGCCUGGCCAACACGACUAUUGGCAUGAUUGGAUUGCCACUCCAGCUACUUGUCUACCCCAGACUUAUUAACAUUUUCGGCGUCAGAGGCUCGUACCGCGUGUUCUUGCCACUCAGCAUCGCCGCAUACUUUGCCUUACCUUACCUCGUUCUGUUGCCUUCUGACGUUGGCUUAGGGUUUGUCGGUGGUUCUGACGAUGCAUGUAUUAGCCAGGACAUUUGUCAACCCGGCGACUAUGAUGCUCGUCAAUGA